AUGCGCGCAGCUGCGGCCCCGCCCCCUCCGAGCGAGCGCUGCCCGUACAGUGCGCACGCGCGGCCCCGCCUCCGCGCCGCUCUCCCCCAACCGGCUCCCGGGAGAGGGGCGGGGCCUCGCGGCGUGCGCGUGUCCCCGGAGCCCGCCCCUCCCCACCGCCCCAGGCCGCGGGUGCGCGCGCACAUUCAGGCCGGCGGGCCGGAAGUGGCGCGGGAGGUGGGGUCCGUCCGCGCCCGCCGCCCCGGCGGAAACGCGAGCGCCGGGAGACGCGUUCCGCCCGGGGCGCAGCGGGGCGCAGGCGGCGGCGGCGGCGGCGGGAUGGAGGCCGGGUCCGAGGCCGCGGCCCCGAGCCGCCUCCCGGCGCUGGCGUCUUCGUGGGCCGCCACCCGCGGGUCCCUGGCCCGGAGCCUCCGCGUCAGCCGGGCGGGCGCGGCCUCGGCCGGGGAGCCGGACUGCGACGAGCUGCUGGCGCCGGCGGCCCCGGGCCAGGACGUGGUGGUGCUGCGCCGCGCCGAGGGGCAGCCCUGCUUCCUGGACGUGCGCUGCCCGCCCGGGGCCGGCGAGGAGCUGCUGGCCGUGGGCGUGCUGAGCUCGGCCCGCAACAUGGAGGUGUACCAGGCCCACGGGUACUGCGGCACCGCCCGGGGCCGGCCCGUGGGCGCCGCGCCCGCCUCCCUGCACAGUGAAAAUGAAAUCGUUUUCUACAAAAAAUAUUUAAAAUUGGAGCCCUCCACUAAUGCUUGUAAAAUAAAGCUGCUCUCGCUCGGGGAACAGCCCUGCGUGUGCAUCAGCACUGUUGGGGUACACCUGAGGCGGGUGGCCCCCGAGGCCUCCCCGGGCACCCCGCCUCUGAGCUCCACGACCGAACUGGAGCGUAUCCAGACCCUCGUGGCCACCAUGGGCUCCAAGCUGUCGCCCGGCGCGCAGCAGCUGAUGAGCGUGAUGAAGUUCCAGCAGCAGAACCAUCUGCCCCUCGGAGAGCAGCUGUGGGCUAUCCUGGGGAACGCGGCCCCCGACCAGCGUGCCCCUGACCCGCAGCCCGGCCCAGCCCCGGGCGCGGCCGAGAAGGUGUCCUGCACGCCGUUCCCCUUCAGAGCCGGGCUGGCCUCCGCGCACGCCGCCGAGGAGCCGCCUGUGUCCCCAGGCCCGGAGCCAGCCCUGCUGGAGGCCAGCCUGAGAAGGGCCGUGUCCACCCUCCCACCCAAGAAUGCCGGCGUCCACUGCAACGGCCCCGGCCCUGGCCCCGACCUGCUGCCCUUCCUGCAGGACCUGUGCAGCCAAGUCAGCCACCUGCGGGCGGGGCCCAAGGCCAAGUGGCAGGAGCCGCUGCCCGGGGCGCGGGACGGCCUCGCCGGGCUGAAGCCGGAGGAGCCGCCCGUGUGCGCGCAGCUGGAGAGGAUCCUGUGCCGGAACCUGGGCCUGCUGGAGAGACAGCUGCGCGCCCACAUCGACGAGCGGCUGCUGCGGCUGCAGGAGCACCUGGACGACAAGCUGGCCGCGCUGCUGGCCGCGCUGCAGAGCCCCGCCUGCCCGCCCGAGCCCGCCUCGCCUGCGCCCGCCUCGCCUGCGCCCGCCGCGCCGCUGCCCCGCUGGGACUCAGGGGAGAAGCUGUCCAACGGGGAGAGCUCGUACCCUGGUGUGCUGUGA
Messenger RNA from Sorex fumeus (smoky shrew), 1647 nucleotides. Its product is annotated as ATPase PAAT-like. The coding region runs from base 1 to 1647 and encodes 548 amino acids. The transcript has 7 exons. The record is from RefSeq and is a predicted model, not a curated record. Lineage: Eukaryota; Metazoa; Chordata; Mammalia; Eulipotyphla; Soricidae.